This is a messenger RNA of Adelges cooleyi (spruce gall adelgid), 4563 nucleotides long. RefSeq names its product peroxidasin. NCBI's taxonomy places the organism in Eukaryota, Metazoa, Arthropoda, Insecta, Hemiptera, Adelgidae. Gene Ontology annotation, biological process: response to oxidative stress. The transcript has 24 exons. Gene Ontology annotation, molecular function: protein binding; peroxidase activity; heme binding. The coding region runs from base 9 to 4229 and encodes 1406 amino acids. The record is from RefSeq and is a predicted model, not a curated record.
CUCGACCGAUGCCGAACGUGUGGUGCGUCCUCGCCGUGACACUCGUGUUGGCCGCCGCGGCCGCCGUCCACGCGUGCCCGUCCAAGUGUCUGUGCUUCAGGACAACCGUGCGAUGCAUGUUCCUGCAACUGGACCGCAUGCCCGACAGAAUACCGACAUCCACCACCGUACUCGAUUUAAGAUUCAACAAAAUAAAAGAUAUCGAACCGGAGUCAUUGGCUCAACUCACCGAGUUGAAUACUUUAUUAUUGAACAACAAUCAGAUUGACAGAUUGCAAAAUGGUGUAUUCCAAAACUUGCGGAAACUUCAGUUUUUAUAUUUGUAUAAAAAUAAAAUUGAGCAAAUCGAACCUCGCGUCUUCCAAAAUCUAUCGGGUCUGGAACAGUUGUAUUUACACUACAAUAAAAUCGAAAGCCUUCACGUGGAUAUGUUCCAAGGUCUCACAAAGCUGGAGAGACUAUUCUUGCACAACAAUAAGAUUAAGAAGAUUCCUCCGGGAACUUUUGACUCGCUAACGUCGUUAACGCGUUUGAGAUUGGACAGUAAUCUGUUGUCUUGCGAUUGUGAUAUGAUGUGGUUGGCCAAAGUGUUGAAAAAGAAUCACGAUUCGACAGAAGCCGGGGAAUUCGCCGCCACUUGUCAUUACCCCGCGGAAAUGAGCGGAAAAUCUCUAAUGGAAAUGGCUGAAUCCGAUUUCCAUUGCGAACAGCUAAGGUUCAAGGAAGAGCCCAACGACGUGUCGGUCACGUUUGGGGGGACGGCGUUUUUUUCUUGUAAGGUAGAAGGCAAUCAAGACGUCAAAGUAAUUUGGACGCGUGACAACAACGAGAUCGACAUGAACGACUCGAGAUACUCGGUGACGGACCACGGGCUUAUGAUAAAAUCGACAACGGCCCAGGACUUAGGAACAUACGAAUGCAUGGUGAAAAAGCAGAACGUCGAAUUGAAAUCACGGCCGGCCAAAAUUAUAGUGGAGCCCAGCGUGUCCGGCUCUCCACCGGAAAUUAUAUCGGGCCCUAAGCAAAAGACGCUUUUGGAGGGCGAACAGUUGAAGCUCAGUUGCGACGUCGUCGGGACUCCCAAGCCACACAUCACUUGGAACAAAGACGACAUAGGAUUGGAGCCCAGCUCGAGAAUUCAGGUUCUCGAAGACAACAGUCUAGUGAUCGAAAAACUGGAGAGGAUGGACGUCGGUCAUUAUAAAUGCGUGGCGUCCAAUUAUCUGGGACAGGUAUCUUCGGAAGCUAUGGUUCGCGUAAACGCGCCGCCCAUCAUCAUAAGUACCACUCGCGACUUGACGGUAAAAACAGGUGUUUCCGUCGAACUUCAGUGUUUGACUGAAGGACACCCGAAGCCCGUAAUCACCUGGUUUAAAGACGGCAAGUCCAUAACACCGGGUCCGAGGAUAUCGUUUCAUAAUGACAGAACGAUCGUUCGGUUGGAUCACGUUAAAGAUAACGACAAGGGUAUGUUCACGUGUUUGGCUCAGAACUUGGUCGGGUCGGCCGAGAGUAAUACGGAGUUAAAGGUCCGAGGAUUCGGUCCUAGGAAGCCUAAGUUAGUGGUCAAACCGUUCGACAUGGAAGCUCCAGAGCGGACCAGUGUAGAAUUGCCAUGCAAGGCCGACGGCGAUCCCGUGCCCGGUGUCACCUGGACGAAAGACGGCAUAGACUUGGUCCAAGACGUUAAUCAUAAAGUGAACACCAUCGGAAGUCUGCGCAUAUACAAUUUAUCUUUCGCCGACUCCGGCGUUUACGAGUGCACGGCUAAGAACGUGCAUGGGCAAGAAUCGGCCAAAGGCAUUAUAGCAGUCUUAGGCGACGUAUUGGAACAAUCGCCCGGUGACAGAUACGUGCACUUGGCCUUUAAAGAAGCCAGCUUGGAGGUAGAUCGAGCCGUGAACGCCACAAUAGACUCGUUGUUCGGGGCAACUGAAAAAGUCCACAACCCCGCAGUGUUGAUGAGAUUGUCUCGGUUUCCGGACGUGGUGGCCAGAGACGUUGCCAAGUCAGCUGACGUAUUCGAACGGACGUUGGCUAACGUACGCAAACAUGUGCAAGCCGGUCUCAAAAUGAACUUAACAGAAAACUUUUCGUAUCGAGACCUCUUGUCCGUGGAACAACUCGAUUUGAUCGCUAAUUUGUCAGGAUGCCUUAGACAUCAGUACAAACCCAAUUGUAGCGACAUGUGUUAUCAUACCAAGUACCGAACCAUCGAUGGCACGUGCAAUAAUCUGCAAAAUCCGAUGUGGGGGGCUUCCCAUACGCCGUUCAGAAGAAUACUGAAGCCGAUGUAUGAAAACGGAUUCAACACUCCCAUUGGUUGGACCAAAGGAAUGAAGUACUACGGCUACGAAAAACCCAGUGCAAGGCUGGUGUCUACGUCCAUUAUCCGGACCAAAGAAAUAACUUCGGACGACGAGAUCACGCAUAUGGUAAUGCAAUGGGGUCAGUUUUUGGAUCACGAUUUAGAUCACGCUAUACCGUCGACAACCAAAGAGAGUUGGGAAGGUCUGGAUUGUAAGAAAACGUGUGCCUAUUCUUUUCCGUGUUUCCCGAUGGAUGUGCCGCCAAACGAUGAUCGAAUAAAGAAUCGAAAAUGUAUGGACUUCAUAAGGAGCAGCGCCAUAUGUGGUUCGGACACCACGUCGGUUUUCUUUGACAAAUUACAGCCAAGAGAACAAAUCAACCAACUGACCUCUUUCAUCGACGGAUCACAAAUAUACGGAUUUACAAACGAUCGUUCUUUUAUACUUCGUGAAGUCCAGACCGGUCUGGGUAUGAUGAGAGGUGGGAUAUCUUCGGAUAUGGGUAAAGAAAUGAUGCCCAUCGCCGGUGCCGACGAAGUUGAUUGCCGAAGGGAUUUGACGGAAAGCACAACGGGAUGUUACUUGGCCGGCGACAUUCGCGCCAAUGAGCAGGUAGGUUUGUUAGCCAUGCACACGAUUUGGAUCAGAGAACACAAUCGAAUAGCCAGAGAGCUGCGCAAGAUAAACCCGCACUGGGAAGGUGACACGAUAUUCCACGAGGCACGAAAAAUCGUUGGCGCCGAAUUGCAACACAUUACUUACAAGCACUGGUUGCCGUACGUUUUAGGACCCAAAGGAAUGCAGAUGUUAGGGCAGUACCAAGGGUACGAUCCUACAGUAGACCCUUCCAUAGCCAAUGUAUUUGCUACUGCAGCUCUCAGAUUCGGCCAUUCAAUCAUUAAUCCGGUAUUGGCUCGUCUCGAUGACAAUUUCACCACUAUUCCUCAGGGAGAUUUGUCUUUGGGAAAAGCGUUUUUCACGCCAUGGAGAUUGUCCGAUGAAGGUGGUACCGAUCCAUUGAUGCGUGGCUUUUUCACCGUGCCGGCUAAAAGGAAGAUGCCCAAGCAAAAUCUCAACGAUCAGCUGAUCGAUCAUUUAUUCUCGUCGGCGCACGCAGUGGCAUUGGACUUGGCAGCGAUGAACAUACAGAGGAGUAGGGAUCAUGGUAUACCGGGUUACACGGAAUGGAGAGCCAUUUGCAACAUGUCCAAAGCAGAAACAUUUGACGAUCUCCGAAAUGAAAUAAGCGACCCCGAAGUGAGAAGUAUCCUUAAACGUCUUUACGGUCAUCCUGGGAAUGUCGACGUGUGGGUCGGUGGAAUUCUUGAAGAUCAAAUGGCUUUCAGUAAAAUAGGACCGCUCUUCCAAUGUUUGCUUGUGGAUCAAUUCAGAAAUCUCCGAAAUGGCGACAGAUUCUGGUACGAGAGUCCAUCCACAUUUAGUUCGGCCAAACUCACUCAGAUCAAACAAGCGUCUCUGGCCAGGGUGCUUUGCGAUAACGGCGACAACAUCACUCUGAUAUCCAAAGACGUAUUCAAGUUGCCAUCGUUACAAACGCCCAAACUGGUACCUUGUUCCGCCAUUCCUAGCAUCGAUCUAAGGCUGUGGUUCGAAUGCAACGGCGAUUGUCCCGGAGAAACCCCCUCGGCGGUAACCGGACACUCGAAGAACAAAAACACUUUGGACACAGUAAUGAAUUUGACGGAUAGUAAACUAGAAGGCCUAAAGUCAGAGGUGAACGAGCUAAAAUCGGACAUUAAAAAGCUUAAACGCAAACUAAGGCAAUUGACCGACUCUGAUGGUGGUUGUUACGACGCUACGUCUAAGAAAAGACGCAAGGAAGGUCGCACGUGGGAACCGGAAGUGUGCACAAAAUGUGAAUGCCGGAACUCACAAAUUCUGUGCAGUAACUCGUGUUGAGUUAAUUGACUACUUAGAGCGGCGGUUAGGUCGUUUUAAAAUGUAAUGUUUAAUUAAAAAUCAAACGUAAAACGUGUCAAAGAUCUAAAAUUAAAUUUUAUAAUGAUCACUUGAUUUAAUUUUUUUUUUUUACAAUUUUAAAUUAUAAAAUCUAGUUUAUGAAGAAAUGUUCAUUUACUAUUAUGACAUAAAUGUGUACCCACUGACAUACAAUCUAAGCUUACGAAUAAAUGGUCUCUUCCUGACUGGUAUUAUUUUGCAUUGUCAAUUCUCUAUUUUCCAUGCUAUGUUAAAAAAAAACAUCUGAUUUGUAAAAUAUAUUUUAUUUAUUUAA